Molecule: messenger RNA, 4086 nt
Organism: Anopheles stephensi (Asian malaria mosquito)
Lineage: Eukaryota; Metazoa; Arthropoda; Insecta; Diptera; Culicidae
Product: coiled-coil domain-containing protein 170-like
Exons: 10
Coding region: 1603-3909 (768 amino acids)
Source: RefSeq, a predicted model, not a curated record
UCGUAGGUGUGAUAAAUCAUUAUUUAUAUGAUCGUUACUAAGUUUAAAGUGCAUUAUAAAGUGAGUGUAAGAAGUGUAUUUGAAGGCAAAACUAUGGAAUAUGUGUGAGAAUAAUUAAAAUUUAAAACGAACAAGAACAAUUUUGUUGCUGCUGAACUUUAGGGAAAAAGCAGUAAAAAAAGUGAUAACAGAUAAAAAAAUUGCUGUAAAAAAAUUAAGUGUAACAAAACAGGUGAUUGUCCUGCACGAAUCCGUUCAAUCUAUAAAUUUAGAGAAGAUUAUUUUAGAGUAAAAAAUAAAACUUUCACUUAAUGAAUAUAGAACUAAUGUUCAAGUGGUAAAUUUUUGUACCUGCCUUGUCUGAAACAUUAAAUAUAAAAACAAAUAACAAAAUCGCUUAGCAAAAAUCAAAUGGAUUGAUAAUUGUGAAGAUUGAUGUUAAGGAUGCCUUACAAAAAUAUUAGAAUUAAAGCAAAACAACUUAAUAAAUAAUAUAAUUUAUGAUAAAAGCCUUUAAAAUAUUUUAAAAUGUGACUUUAAAAACAAAAUAAUCUCCAAGUACCAAUGCGUGUAUGAAUCGUUAAACAACGGACAAGAAUAAGUGUAUAAUUAUAGCAAUUCACUGGACUUGUAAACAUAAACAUGCAUACAAGAAAAUGGAAGAAAUUUUACCGGAGUAUCACAGUCUUUACGAGAACCUGAACGUUCCUUAACAGCAUAAGAAACAAUGUUCGCGGAACAACACCUGACUCACCAAUCCAAACAACAAACAACUGAUGGUAGAAGCCUCAGCCAGCCACGGUUACCAUGGAGAUUGAUGGCAGCUUGUUAGAUUACUUUUUGCCACACCUGCAAACAACAGCGGCACGCGGUGGGCCGAUCAUCGAUCGGAGUGAAUGCGGAGUUUGUUUCUGGCCAGAACGCCCAUUUCCCAUUCCGACACACCGUUCGUUUAGGGAAGCACAACAAACAAGCAGCGACGGAGUCCUUCGGGAAGUAAAAAUCCGAUAAUAUGAAUCAAACUUUACACCCGGGGCUACCGGAGCUACCGAGGCUACCAUCGGAAUUGGCGCAAUCUAGAGCGCGAGUUGGUGGAACCGAAAAGGAGGUGGUGGUGGUGGUGUGGAAGACGGAAAUUGCCAGUCAAGCGGUGGAAAAUUGAGGAACAGCGUUUUCUUCCUUGUCGGAACGUCGUGCUGGUUACGUGCAGUCCCCUGAAUGCACACGCUGCACACUGGGCAAAUUUCGCCAGUUUUUCCCCAGCGAGCGAGGUGAGGUGCAAAGUGCAGUUUUUUCUUCGGUUUGAAAAUUGUGUCACUGGAUGAAAACAGGCAGCAACCCCCAAAAAAAGGCAAAGUGUUGAUAAGAAUGAAGGUGUAGUUUCGGUUCGGUUCGGUAGUCGUUGUGUGUUUGGGUUGUGUGCGGACGAAAUGAAUGCAUCAGGAAGGACGAUCGGGAAUAAAAACCGGAAGUCGAGCUGACUGGGAAAGUGAAAGUGACACUGGAAGUGCAAUGUGCCGCAUGUGUUCUUGUUGGUGCUGCUGGUGAAGAGAAAUUGUGAAAGAAAAGGGGGUUUUCGUCUUUUGUGCGUACGAUACAAACAUGCCAAAACACCACACUUCACACUCUCCGGUGCAUCAUCAUCAUCACCCACCUCCAUCCUGCAAUGAUCAUCUGGCGCACUCGAUCGACCUGGCCACUACGCUCCGGAGCGAGCUGGCCGCGUCGACCUACAAACGCGAUCGUCUUAUGGCGGAGCUUUCCGACGUGAAGAGUUCCCUAUGCGCUAAGGAGGGUGAGUGCGAGUCGCUCCGUGCUCAAAGUGCUCGGCAGACCUCGCUUAUCGGCUCGCUACAGCAACGACUUGCCGCGGCCGAACAGCGGGAGAAAACGCUUCACAGUCGCAGUGAAACGGUGGUCCACACGCUCCAUCGUGAUAAGGGGCAUCUGGAGGACAAGAUUAAGGACCUGAGCGGGAAGCUCCAUCGGUUGCAGUGCGAGCUAACGAAGGAGGAAGGUCUACGCGAUCAGGCACGCUGUCAGCUGCAGGAUCUGGUGCGUCGCUUGUGUCUAGUGCUCGGAGUGGACGUUUGCGAUGGUGCACAUCUAACGCCGGAAUGUGUCCUUGCGAAAACGGGCGAAACUGUGUCGGAGGUGCAGAGACUUCGGGCAAAGUUGGCCGGUACCUGCGAGAACCUUUCGUCAACGGAAUCGGAGCUACUGAGCACGAAGGCGGCCGCAUCGGCUGAGAAGACGCGUUUGCACACACAGAUCGAAGGAUUGCAGUCACUGUCGCAAGGGCUGGAAGGUCGCUGUCGACAGGCGGAACGAGAUCUACAGGUGACACGCGAUCGGUUGGCGGAGUGUGAAGUUAAUGGCGAUAAGUUGAGAGAGGAGUUACGAGGAUUCGAGUCACGCUGCUGUCGGUUGCAGAAUAGUUAUGAUCGAUUGCAAACCGAGCGUUUACAGUUCCUGCGCACGAUCGCCACGAUCGUGGGUGUCAGUGAGCCGUGCGAGAAUAAUUUGCGGGACAAAAUCCGGGACCUGACCAACCACAACCAGGCGUUGCAUGAUCAAGUGUCACAGCUAAGAGAGCAACAUCAUCAGGAGGCAGCGAAGCAUCGGGAGCAUCAGGAAUCUAGUGCCUGUCGGUUGAAGAGUGAGGAGCAGCAUCGGAUGAAUCUCGAGGAGAGGCUGGAAAAAGCUUGCCACGAGCUCCAACACUUCCGAUCGGAACACACGACGUUGAGUGAGUACUUGUUGCGACUGGCGAGGGCUCUCUGUUGGAGUGAAUGUACGGAACCACCUGCCCCGGGAAGUGACACAACGAUCCUCAGCGAAACGUUGCUGGAGCGUGCUGAACGACUCGCUAACCAUCACGAAAAUCAUGUCCACGGGACGUGUGAUAAGAACUGUUGGGAGGCCAUCAACCAUCACCACCAUCAUCAUCACUCGUCGCAUUCCCAUUCGGCGACAAAGCUUCGCCGCGAGCGUUCCUGCACUGAUCUACCGCUUAAGGAAAGCUCCACACUGUACCAUAUGCAGCGCAAGGUGCGCGUACUGAAGGAACAGAUCCAGCGACGCGAUCUCCAUCUCGAGUUGCUGAGGCGCAAGAUCGCCCUGCUGGAGGAUAAUGCUAGGGGGAAAGCCACGCUACAAACCGAGCGUGAUGAGGCGAUGCACAAGGCAAGGAAGAACUCGAAGCAAGCCGAACGUACCACCCAACAGUUGGCCGAGGUAAAGGCUCAGCUGGCGGAAGUGAAGCUACAGCUGACGGAAGCCUCCGAGUACAAGAUUACUGCGCUCGAGCGUGCGAGGAAAUGUGAUGAGCUGCAGGCCCGUCUGUGCGAUUUGGAGACGGAGCGAGAACGGUUGGUAGGACAACUGGCAGCGUAUAAAUCGCGUGCCCGGUCAGCGGUAGAAUCUUCGCACGAUCGGCGAGUACGCGACGAGCAUGCGAUGUCGCAUCUUCGAGAGGAGCUGUCACGUGUGAAAUCGCAGCUGGCAGACACAAACCACCGACUGUCUCAGCUGCAGGUCUUCCGGACAUCGGUCGCCAAGCUGCUGCACGUGUCGGACUGUGCCGAUUCGGACAUACUGCAGAAGCUGCAAUCGGUGUGUAGCAGCAGCCAUACUCAUCAUCAUCACCACCAUCGGCACCACAGCGCAUCCAACUUGUCGCGCAGAUACGAUUCUUCCUCACCGACCGGAGGGGACACCCACGUGUCACGGUACGACGACAUGUUGGCGGGAGUUGGGGCUGGAAGUGGUGGUGGAGCUGGCUCACAGUCGCACGGUUGUCGGCCGCUCAGUUCCAGCCCGGUGCACAAUCGGCGAUACAUUGAUUCGGGCUUCAACGAUCACGACCAUCAUUUCGAUGAUGAUUAUGAUUUUCACAAGAAAUAUUAGAGCGCUCUGGAGAAUCGGGGAGAAUCCACCAAAAAAUAAGAAAACAGCCACACAGUGUGUUCGACGAGACGUUGUUGUUCACUGCCCGAGACGAAAGAGAAAUAGAAAAAAAUACGGUUCAAAAAUGUGUUUCAAUUAAAAAAGAGAAAUAAAGUUAUAUUGUUUUUGGCGAGAUUA